This is a messenger RNA of Oppia nitens, 3198 nucleotides long. RefSeq lists its product as uncharacterized. The transcript has a single exon. Bases 1 to 3198 code for a protein of 1065 amino acids. NCBI's taxonomy places the organism in Eukaryota, Metazoa, Arthropoda, Arachnida, Sarcoptiformes, Oppiidae. The record is from RefSeq and is a predicted model, not a curated record.
AUGUCCGAAAAUGUAGAUUUAAAUCAAAUAAUCGAUGGCAUAGUAUCGGUAAAAGACAAUGAAUUUUCGGCCAAAUGUUCGGCUAAACUAAUUGAUUGUUUAAAAUCUAUGGUUAAAAUCGAUGAUUUUGUUGACAAAUCAAUGCUAUUAUUAUCAUCAGAUGAUUGGAAACAAACUAAUAAAAAACAAUAUAAAACUAGUUUAGAAAGUUUAAGACAAUUGAGACAAAUCUAUAGUCAAUUGCCGAAACAAUUGAUUGAUAUUCAAAAGCUGAUAAUGCAAUUGAAAAUUGAAUUUAACGAUAACUAUCUGAAAAUGUCGGCUAAUCGGGUAGUGGCCAUCAAAUGUGAUAUAAUUAAGAAAACUAAUAAUAAAAUCAAUAGUAGUAAUAUUGAUAAUCAAAACGAUGAUGAAAAACAACAAUCACUGAUGAAAACAAUUGACAAUAACUUUACUAAUAUUGAUUUGUUGAAUAAUUUAUUCAUACAAAUAAUUUAUUUGAAUAACAAAUUGGAUAAAUUAAGACAAAAACAAUUGUCAAUCGAUUUAUUGGACAAUCAAUUGAUUAACAAAUCAAUAACUUUGAGCCCAUCAGCAGCGCCACAGCAAUCACCCGAACCGCAGUCACCGGUACCUCAGUUACAGCAGACACGGGAGACAUCGCAGACACCGCCAUCGCAGUCACAAAAACCAGAGUUAUUACAAUUGGAUUCACCCGUCCAGGAGUUACCGCUGCCGCAGACUCAGGUACAGGAGUUACCGCUACCGCAAACACCGGUACAGAAGUUACCGCUGCCGCAGACACCGGUACAGGAGUUACCGCAGAUACCGGUAGAAGAGUUACCGCUGCCGCAGACACCGGUACAGGAGUUAUCGCAGACACCGGUACAGGAGUUACCGCAGACACCGGUACAGGAGUUACCGCAGAUACCGGUAGAAGAGUUACCGCUGCCGCAGACACCGGUACAGGAGUUAUCGCAGACACCGGUACAGGAGUUACCGCAGACACCGGUACAGGAGUUACCGCAAACACCGGUACAGGAGUUACCGCAGACACCGGUACAGGAGUUACCGCAGACAACGGUACAGGAGUUACCGCUGCCGCAGACACCGGUACAGGAGUUACCGCUGACACCGGUACAGGAGUUACCGCUACCGCAAACACCGGUACAGAAGUUACCGCUGCCGCAAACACCGGUACAGGAGUUACCGCAGACACCGGUACAGGAGUUACCGCUUCCGCAAAUACCCUUACAGGAGUUACCGCAGACACCGGUACAGGAGUUACCGCUGACACCGGUACAGGAGCUACCGCAGACACCGGUACAGGAGUUACCGCUGACACCGGUACAGGAGUUACCGCUGCCGCAGACACCGGUACAGGAGUUACCGACAUUGCCGUCACCAGCACCGGAGUUAUCACCGUUGGAGUCAUUGGAACCGCAAUCACCGGCGCCGCCAUCAUUACAACCAUCUAUUAAACUCGAUGUUUUACAAAGUGCCUUAAAAAACCUAAAGUCACCGCGACUGACACCGAAGUCAUCAACUGCACCGUCGCCGCAGUCACCGAUAAGCCAAUCAUCGGUACAGCAGAUGCAGUCAGCGGUAGCCCCACAUUCAACGUCAUCGCAAUCAUUGGAACCAAAUCCGCAGUCACCGAUACCUCAAUUACCGCCAAUGCCGACGCCGGCACCCGAUUUACCACCAUUACAGUCACCGGCACCUGAAUUACCGCAACCGCAGUUACCGGCACCGGAAUUAUUGCCAAUGGAAGCAAUGACACCCGAAUUAGGGCCAUUGCCGGUACCGGCACCGGAGUUACCACCGAUGGAGUCAUUGGAACCGCAAUCACCGACGACGCCAUCAUUGCAACCGACUAUAAAAUAUUGGAUAUUGGAUAUUUUACAAAAUGCCCUAAAAAGUCUUAAGUCAGCGCCACCGAAGACAUCUGAACCGGUGCCACCGUCAUCAUCAUCAUCAUCACCGGCUCAGUCGUCACCGGUCAAGCAAUUAAAGUCAUUGAAGUCUAACGACAAACAACAGUCAUGCCUGUCAUCAUCUCCAUCGACGCCCGAGUCCUUACCGGUAAAGCAGUUAUCGGAAUCAUUGGCACAAUCUUCGGGAUCGCAGUCGCAGUCAUUAGAUAUCAUACAAAAUGCUUUGAAAAAUCUCAAAAAGUCUGCACUAUCACCACCACCGCGACCGCAGUCAUCGGCAAAUCAAUUACCCACUGAACCGCCGCAGACAUUCCCGAAGCCCAUGCGGUCACCGGCACUGCAGCUAUCGAGACAGCCGUCGCAAUCAACUGGACAGCAUUUACCGACGUCGACGCCGCCGCCGCCGCCGCAAACAUUGCCCAAACCUCCGCGAUCACCAGUACUACAGUCAUCCAGUCCGCCGACGCCUAAGUCUUCGGAACCUCAAUUAUCUAUAGCCCGGCCGCAGUCACUGGCACUGCAAUCAUCGGUAUGGCCGCCACCACCACCGGAGUCGCAAUUGGAGUCUCCGACACUUGAAUCAUCGGAAUGGCCGCCACCACCACCACCACCACCACCGGUGUCGCAAUCGGAGUCUCCGACACUGCAAUCAUCGCAAUGGCCACCACCGCCACCAUCAGCUCUGGCGUCGCCAUCGCAGUCUCCGGCAUUGCAAUCAUCGGUAUGGCCACCAUUACCACCGCCGGCGUUACCAUCACAGUGUCCGGCACUGCAAUCAUCGGUACCGCCACCACCACCGGAGUCGCAAUUGCAGUCUCAGGCACUGCAGUCAUCGGUACCGCAGUCGCCACUGGCGUCGCAAUCGCAGUCUCAGGCACUGCAAUCAUCGGUACCGCCACCACCACCGCCGCCGCCAAUGACAGCUAUAGCAAUAAAUCCAGAAGCUAUCAGAGCCAACACACUUAAUGGCUCAUCAAAGACAUCGCCGCCGCUAUCACUGUCGUCAUGCCAGCCAUCCAUUAAUACAACUGUAUUGGCAGAGGCUAUGAAAAAUCUGAAACCACGUCAACAACUGACUGGCGAAUCGGACAGUAGUCUUGUGGACAACAAAUCGGAACCGAUUAGCAGUAGUAGUAAUGAUAUCUUUGAUGCAUUAAAACGAAAAAUUUCUGGACGCAAACAACCAGAAGACAGCAGUUCAUCGGAUGAUGACUCGGAUGGCGAAACAGAUGACUUCGAGGAUAACAAUUUUGAUGUCUAA